This is a messenger RNA of Acanthosepion pharaonis, 1071 nucleotides long. The record is from the annotation of a GenBank genome assembly. NCBI's taxonomy places the organism in Eukaryota, Metazoa, Mollusca, Cephalopoda, Sepiida, Sepiidae.
AUGUCUAACAUUUAUUAUUUCCCUGUUCUUCUGCCUUACACAUCUAACAUUUAUUGUUUCCCUGUUUUUCUGCCUUACAUCUUUCUCUCUCAUUUAUUUCACUUUUCUCCCAUAUUUCCCUGUUUUUCUGCCUUCUUUUAUUUCCCUGUUUUUCUGUCGUGUUAUGUCCUACUUUUCCAUGACUAUUGUUUUCCUUUCAGAGCUGAGGCUGUUAUACACCAUUUAUACUUGUUUCAUUCUUGUAUAAUAUGCCCUAUUUUGACUCUUUUCAUUUUUGACUUCCGUUUAUAUCUUUUAUUUCUUUUACCUUCUCUUUUAUUCUUUCUUACACUUACCUUCACUCUCAUAGGUUUUAUUUCUUCUCUAUUUUUCUAUAAUUUCUCUCUUUUUCUCUCUGAGAUUUCCUUUAUUUCGCCUCUCUUAAAUUUUCAUUAUAUCAAUAUUUCUUUUUUUUAUAUCACUUUUCUCUCUUGCCAUUUUCUCUAUUAUAUUUUCUUUCCUUUCUUUCUCUUUCAAUUAUUUACAAUAUUAAAUUUUAUUUCUUCUCCAUUGGCCAUUCACUCUACUCUCCUUCAUUAUCACUCUUACUUUUCUCCUAUAUUUUCUCUUAAUUUUUCUUACUGCUGUUUUAUUUAUUUCUUACACACUUUAACCUGCGCCUCUUUCUUUAUCACUCUCAAUUUUUCUCACUUAUUCGCUUUUAUUUUUCUUUCUUUCGGGUAUUUUUUAAUUAGUCAUUCUCUUCUUAACCCUUCCUUUAUUUUUCUUUCUGAAGAUUUAUUUAUUACUUAUUCUCUCUUAAACGUUUCCUAUUUCUGUAUCAUUCUUUCUUUUUCUCACUUAUACGCUCUUAAUGUUUCUUUAUUAUUUAUACUCUAUUAUCAAUCCCUCUUUUUUUAUUCUCAAUUUUCUUACUUUUUUUCUCUUAUUUUCUUAGUUUUUAUAUCUCUCUUUCUUUCUUUCUUUCUUUCUUUUUUAUUCCUUUUUCUUAUUUAUAUUUUCCUCUUUCUUUUUCUUCUUGACGUUGAUCCCUCUUAUUUUUCUCUUAUAUUUUUAAGUUUUCUUUCUUAA